Messenger RNA from Mugil cephalus (flathead mullet), 4471 nucleotides. RefSeq names its product dual specificity tyrosine phosphorylation regulated kinase 3 (gene dyrk3). Gene Ontology annotation, cellular component: nucleus. Bases 817 to 2616 code for a protein of 599 amino acids. The record is from RefSeq and is a predicted model, not a curated record. Lineage: Eukaryota; Metazoa; Chordata; Actinopteri; Mugiliformes; Mugilidae. The transcript has 6 exons. Gene Ontology annotation, molecular function: ATP binding; protein serine/threonine kinase activity; protein serine/threonine/tyrosine kinase activity. Gene Ontology annotation, biological process: peptidyl-serine phosphorylation; peptidyl-threonine phosphorylation; cytoplasmic stress granule disassembly.
CGCCCGCUGAGUCCGGGUUCAGUGAAGACGCCCUUAGCAACAACAUACAGCUGCGACGAAUAAGAUACUCGUGUCACACAGAAGAAGGAUUUAACAGUGCAGCUUCACCGUACUGUCUUUGGCGAAGUUUCUUUAUGCGAAGGAGCGCCUCCGUUUGUUCCAACUGCAAACAUGGGACAUGAGAACAGCUAGUGAGCUAGCCUGCUCCGGCUAGCCAUCACCGAAGAAGAGCCAAGCUGUGCCCCGAAGGAGGACACAUCCCGGGGCUUCGACGACUGGUAGCACCGCUGUUCGCUAACUACCAAGUCAGCUAACCGGGAAUAAUCAACGGGAAUGGUGCUCUGGACCGACUCAUUAAACCGUCACAGAGAGGCGAGGGGCACACGGGUCAGAGCACCACGGUGUAAUAUUUGGACUCAAACUAUUUUUAACCGAGGGAGCGGCUCUCGGCCGGACGGCUGUGUUUGUGGCGAGUGUAAGAGCUAGCUGGCUAACUAGCCAAAGGAAACGACCCCCACCGCCUGCCCAGGUCCUUCAACGGCUCGCCGAGGCCAGCGUUAGUCCCACUCAGUGUGGCAGAAAACACGACUGUGUUUGUUUUUUAAUAAAAGAAGAAUAGAUCAUUGUGGAAGAAGGUAGUUAAAGAGAAAGUACCCCGAGUUCCGUCGAAACCACAACUCAAGGCUACCUGGACUCUACUUACCCUAAAAAACUAUAAGUUUUUUAAUGCUACUAGCUAAGUGUGCUACGUGAGUUUUUCACUUUUUUACUUUGGAUUUUUUUCUUUGAUGCCGGCAUCACACAUUAACUGCAAUCAUGAUGAUAAUAAGCAGAAAACCAGAGGGCCCAAUAGCAACAGCGCGCCAUGGUGACGGUCUCUAUGACUCGUACAUGAGGACAGACCACAUCCUUAAAGACGACACAGAUACAAACAGUCCGUCUGGGCUGCCCCCAAUGCCUAAACACACAGUUGUCAGUAACAAGGCUGUCAUGAGGGAUCAGGUGGCUGUGCGAGGUGGCCAGUUGAAGGUCAAGUACCUGUAUGAAGACUCAACCAACAACCGAAAGAUCAAUGCCAUAGCCACAGCCACCACCCAGAACAGUGGGACCACCGGCCAGACGCCAAGUAAAUCUGCCCCUGUCUCCAGCCUGUCCAAGGAGCACAGUGUAGACAGCACUGAAUCCAGUAAGGGCUCCAGCGAAUCCUCUGGUCCUCACGGAGGCAACAGUGGCAAGAUGUGCGGUCCUCUCACUCCUGACCAGGCCCUGAGACUCUACCGAUCUCAGCUUACCUCCCUGGAGCAGACGGAGAUCCACUCCUACCCAGACGUCUACUUUGUGGGACCCAAUGCCAAAAAGAGACCUGCCAUUGCUGCAGGCAACAACAACUGUGGCUAUGAUGAUGAGCAGGGUGGUUACAUUAACGUCCCCCAUGACCACCUGGCUUACCGCUAUGAGUUCCUCAAGAUUAUUGGCAAGGGUAGCUUUGGUCAGGUGGCUAAAGUGUACGACCACAAACUGCAGCAACACCUGGCGUUGAAAAUGGUGCGUAACGAGAAGCGUUUCCACCGGCAGGCGCAGGAGGAAAUCCGCAUACUGGAGCACCUGCGCAAGCAGGAUCGUAAUGGCAACAUGAAUGUUGUGCACAUGCUUGAAAACUUCACCUUCCGUAACCACAUCUGUAUGACCUUUGAGCUGCUGAGCAUGAACCUGUACGAGCUCAUCAAACGCAACAAGUUCCAGGGCUUCAGUCUGCCGCUGGUCAGGAAGUUUGCACACUCCAUCCUGCAGUGCCUGGAGGCUCUCAGCAGACACAGAAUAAUCCACUGUGACUUAAAGCCGGAGAACAUCCUCCUCAAACAGCAGGGGCGUAGUGGCAUCAAGGUGAUUGACUUUGGCUCCAGCUGUUUUGAGCACCAGCGGGUGUACACCUACAUCCAGUCUCGUUUCUAUCGAGCUCCAGAGGUGAUCCUUGGUUCGCGGUACGGCCUACCUAUCGACAUGUGGAGCUUCGGCUGCAUACUGGCUGAGCUGCUGACUGGCUACCCGUUGUUCCCCGGCGAGGAUGAGGGCGACCAGCUGGCCUGUGUCAUGGAGCUACUGGGCAUGCCUCCGCAGAAGAUCCUAGAGCAGGCCAAGAGAGCCAAGAACUUUAUCAACUCUAAAGGUCACCCCCGCUACUGUGGAGCCAACACCCUGCCGACCGGGGCCACUGUCCUGACGGGGUCUCGCUCUCGUCGUGGUAAGAUGAGAGGCCCUCCAGGUAGCAAGGAGUGGAGCGCUGCGCUCAAGGGCUGUGAGGACCCCACCUUUACUGACUUCAUAAAGAAGUGUUUGGACUGGGACCCUUCAUCUCGCCUCACCCCCAGUCUGGCCCUCAGACACCCUUGGCUGUAUCGCAGGCUUCCCAAACCUGUACCUGGGACCGAGAAGAGCCAAGGGGCUCCUGUGAAGCGACUCCCAGAGCACCACAGCACCUCCUUCCCCUCUAUCCUGGCCAAAGGGGGGCCUGGCUUAGGCACCGCAGCUGCCAACAACAAACUGAGGAGCAACAUGAUGGGAGAUUCAGGGGAGGCCAUACCUCUGCGUACGGUCCUACCCAAACUUGUCUCUUAGAGAGAGAGAGAGAGAGAGAGAGAGAGAGUCCUCUUAUCUCCUCUCUCUCCCUCCACUUUCUCCUGCUCUGCACUCCUCAGGAGGAGACAGAGUACAGGAGGCAGCGGAGUCUAGUUUUUAAAACUUGUUUGGUUGUUCUUUUAUUUGUUUUCUACUGAGAGGUGUCGACACCCCCAGUUCUUGGUUUUUAACAUUAGCUGAUCAGCGAGAGAUAAUAAACUCACUCUAAGAAGUUUUUAUACGGAGGAUUUCCUUGAGCGGCUGUGGAUUUUAUGUAUACAGCCCAUUACUGAGGUUUGAUUUUAGAUUAUGCUUUUUAAAAACUUCCUCGUGUGAGUGGACAGCUUCGUAAGUGGAAAGAAAAAUAACCUGUUUAACCUGUGUGUGUGAUGUCACGUAAGGGUUGUGUUUUAGCAGAACACACUCAAGCACACCUGCACUGUCACUUGCCUCACCCCACACUCUUAACACUUAUUGGACGCCCCCCUUUUCUGGGGAAAGUGUUUAUAUGAGUGAAACUUGAAAAGGGCUGCAGAGAUUACUCUUACCAAGUUAAAGAUGGCGAGAAAAUGUGCUCAGAAUAAUUAAAUAGAAGAAAAAAAGAGUCACGCUCUAGUAUUUGGGCCUUGCAAACACUGACACAUAUUAAUCCUUGUUUAUACGACAGAAAUGACUUCAUACAGGUAAUUCAGAAUCGGUUUUAUGCAAAGAAUGAUUAAGAAAACUUUACUAGCAAUAAGUCUUCAUUUCCUCCGCCUCCAUCUUAUUCUCUUUUUCCCCUGCCCGUCCUGAUCCCUGGUGCUUGCAUGUCAGCUCAGUAUGUGACAGUAAAAUGUGUUUGCUUUAGCUCUGUGGUGCUACUGUGGGAGACAUCAAGAGGACAUAGGACAACCUAUUUACAGCCCCCUCUUCCUCCUCCCAUACGGGUGCAAAAAAAAAAAGAAAAAAAGGAGGGCGAGGAGACGGCAGCACCACUCAAACUCUGUCACAAGGGUGUCACCAGAAUGUCAUCUGCCCAAGGCCGUUAUAGGCCGCUGUGGUUGUUGGCAGUGGAGGUCCUAAUGGAAGAAUGGUGCGAGGUGAGAACGAACAUGGGGUAAAUACGAGGGGCGGUAUGUUUAAAAUGAGCCAGGGUUACCUUACCUCUGUGGGAACUGCAGAAGAAGAGCCAGUGACAAAGAGUUUUUAAUGGUACCGAAGGAAGAAAGAAGGAAGUGUUUCUCAGGGAGACAUACUUGAUACAUCCCUUAAUCUCACAUUUACUGUGUUUCACUGGCAGUUAUCUGUCCCAACCAUGGAUGAACAUGCAUGCAGUUCUGUCCACUGACGAGCGAGAGAUUGCAUUCACGAGUGAGUCCGCAAAGGGGGUCUGCAUGCUCCACUGUCUGACCUAGAUUCUCUCUCCUCCCCCACUAUCUCUCUGUCUCAUAUAGACCAGGGAAACCUCUCUAACACUCACACAUAUAUAGUGAAUUAUGGUGCUGUCCAAAACACAAACACACAAAAACACGUCAGGUGCAUGUUGGUAAGGACCACACUGCUCAAAGAGUUCUUUCUCUUGUCCCUCAUUUUUUAAAUAGAACCGUCAGGGAUUUCUACUCUGUCUCCAUUUUUAUAAUGGGAGUGGUUUCUAUUGCUUCAGAAUAUCAGAGGAUGUGAAAUGCUACAGUGGAAAAAAAGAGGAAGUCAUAUACUGUCAUGUUGUGUGAGUUAGUAGGAGGGUUUUUGGUGUUAGGCAUGAAAUCACCACCUGUUAUCAGACCGAGUGACUAUGAGAAGAGAAACUGUACAGUAAUCAAAUGAAGUUGUGAUAGUUUCUUUUUCUAUAAAAAAAAUAAAAAUGACUAUUAAGUGA